Messenger RNA from Toxoplasma gondii ME49, 2104 nucleotides. RefSeq lists its product as hypothetical. NCBI's taxonomy places the organism in Eukaryota, Apicomplexa, Conoidasida, Eucoccidiorida, Sarcocystidae. The transcript has 10 exons. Bases 191 to 1792 code for a protein of 533 amino acids. The record is from RefSeq and is a predicted model, not a curated record. Gene Ontology annotation, biological process: protein transport.
AUCAUGCGGCUCAUAUGAGCGGCUUUCACAAAGUAACUCUGAAAGAAAAUUUGUUUGAUAUGGGCCGUGUGCUUAAUGGGGAACACCCAUCGAUUCAUGCUACAGAGGGGAUUGUGAAUUCACACGUGAACACAUAUUUCGAACAACGAGUGAGCGCUGUCUCUUCUGCUAUCCACUCUAGUUCCUAUCCAUGAAGAAACGUCUUUCCAUUCCCUUCUUUCCUAAUUCUAGGAAAGAGGGAAAACGUGUCGGCUGGUCAUUCAAGAAAUUCGACCCGGUAACAUGCAAAUCUAGCCUGAAGAUGGCAAUGAGCAGGGCGCGGAUGAACCAGAAUAGGUUGCAAAACUCCAUCAGAAUACAACGCUCCGAAAUCGCCACUCUGAUCAGUGAAGGUAAAGAAGAGCGCGCUAGGUUGAAGGCUGAACAAAUGCUUCGCGAGUGUCGACUCGAGAGAGCCAUGGACAUUCUGUAUACUCUGUGCGAGCUAAUCGUCACCCGAAUGAACUACCUGACUUCAGAGAAAUGCUGUCCAUCCGAUCUGCUCUCUGCAGUUCACAGCGUGCUCUACUACGUUGAGGAACUGAAGAUAGUCAGAAGGCAGUUCACCAUCAAGUACGGACAACAGUUUGUCGAGGAGGCUGUCAAAAAUGCUAAGCAGGAAGCACAUUUCAAGCUGGUGCAUUCGUUGUCGCUGGCACAACCGGUCGAGGUGGAGAUUUUGGAAGUCCUAAAAAGCGUUGCCGAGGAGUAUGGUGUUACCACUCGUUUAUUAGGGUCGCACGUAGGCGAUUUACAGAAAGCUUCAUCUCCAAAGUCAGUCGGCUUCCUCCCACGGCCCACUUCAGCGUGCCUACGCUAUCCGCCACCCCAACAGGAUACUCCGCCUUUCGCCCGUACAAAUGCAUUACAAAAUCACUUCGGCAUUGGAGGAAUCCCACAGCCCGCCCCUGCGUCUCCGUCAUCCUACGGCGAUUUUCUUUCCGUUCUCCCAUCAGAGAAUCACGAACAUAACCAGGAAACCUCUGGUGUGAAACAGGAACGAGCGUUUUGGCGCCCUGCACCACCCGAGUCCUCUCUUGAUCAGAGGAAAAAUUCGAGUUUUGCCUCCAGUGACUUUUCCUCUUUUUCCCCUCACCCUGCUGUCGACCGCCAGGGCAAAACUGUACCCAACGUGUCAACGGCUCCAAAGAAUCACGGAAUUCUUGGCAUUCUUUGCGGACCAAGACUAGACGUUGUCGGUGGAUUCCCGUCACUCGCACCUCCGCCACAGUAUCCAGCGUCACUCGCAUUCCACACUCUGACUUCCACGCCGGAUGGAGUGACCAGGCCAACUCCGAGAGCACCAAACGAUUUGCCGAGUGCACCAGCAAAACCGUUUCACAAGUGGCGGGCGAACGGAGAAGAAACAGCCUCGAUUGCAGUUGGUAGUGUUUGUCAAAGAAUACAAGGGGAGAGCGAAAGGCCGGACAAGCAUGACAACCUUAAUACAGAACACAAAAACCAUCAGAAAUACAGACGAGACGGCAACGGUAAGACAGAACACCAAACCGAUGAGUGUGACAAAGACAAGACGAGUCGUGAAAACGAUCAAGAUGAAAACAAACGAAAUGAAAUUUUUUUUAAAGCUCAAGGAAGUAACACGGGAACUGGGGGUGCAGUGAAACCGAGUCCAACAUUUACCUGCCCCAUCGUCGCUAAAAAUGCGUUUGAAAGAGUGUGCUUUCCAGAGCAAUCGGCUUCUCCCCGUGUAGCUUUUCCCGACUCUCCAGGUCGAAGUGCAUUUCCCAGAUGAAAAUGACUUCUGGCUUUUGGCUUGUUCCAUCCAGUCUCGUUUUCGUCCUUCUUGUUUCGUGCACCUGUCCUCUUGGCUUUCUCUACAGAACAACGGCGUCCAAUGUUUGAGCUAAACCUCCAUAGCAUCACGCAGUCCCCAUAUAUUUACGAAUGGACACUUGCCCUGGCACAGCCCAGACGCUUGCUUUCAAGUGUCAAUAUGUAUAUCCACUUCAGUUUAUUGAUAUCUCCCUCGCUCGUAACACGCAAACAUUUGACCAGAAGCGUCAUUUCCGACAUGCCAAGGGCAGCAAACAUUCCAGAUUCUAGU